GUUGUUUCUAUUCAAAUCAAAAUUAAGUCAUCAAAUACAAUGUAUCUACGGAUACUAAUAAUUUUCAGUAGUGCUGACGCUACUGCCAACUUGAAUUAUGUUGACGGCAUCUCGAGGCCAUUUAGAUCAAACCUACUAACUAACUUAAUCACCAAACCCAAUCGUGAUUCAAUCCUAGCUUAAAUAAGCAUUAAAGGUCCUCCAAUCUCGUAAGCAAAUUAGAGAAGGAAGUUAAGUGAAGAUAUGAGCUCAGAAACCACUCUAGAGCUUCCUGUUAUUGACUUCACUAACCUCAAUAACUUGGCUAAUUGGGAGGCAGUGAAAUCCAAAGUUCACGAGGCACUAGUUGAAUAUGGUUGCUUUGAAGCAAUUUUUGAUAAAGUUCCUUCAGACAUUCGCAAAGAAAUAUUUGGUGCACUUGAAAAGCUCUUCAAUCUCCCUCUACAAACCAAGCAACUCAACGUGUCCAAGAAGCCUUAUUUUGGUUAUGCUGGGCAAUUUCCAAAUAUGCCACUUUUUGAGAGCAUGGGCAUUGAUGAUGCAAAUAUCUAUGAGAAAGUAGAAAGCUUGACCAAAAUCUUUUGGCCUAAUGGAAACCCAAGCUUUAGCAAAACUAUAAAUUCAUUCUCUGAGCAUGUAUCAGAGUUGGACCAGAUUGUUAGAAAGAUGGUUUUGGAGAGUUUGGGUGUUGAAAAGUAUUUAGAUGAGCACCUCAACACAACCAAUUACUUCCUUAAGACUAUGAAAUACAAAGGCCCUGAAACUAGUGACACAAAGGUAGGCCUAGACACUCACACAGACACAGCCAUUCUGACCAUAUUGUUCCAAAGUCAAGUGGAUGGUUUGGAGGUUCUGACAAAAGAUGGAAGAAAAUGGAUAAGCUACAAGCCUUCCUCAGAAUCACAAAGUUUCAUUGUUAUGAUGAAUGAUUGUUUCCAUGCAUGGUCAAAUGGGAGGUUGCAUUCGCCCUUUCACCGAGUGAUGAUGACCGGGAACGAGGCUAGAUACUCUGCAACAUUAUUCUCUGUUCCGAAAGGAGGGUGUAUUAUAAAAGCACCUGAGGAGCUGGUGGAUGAGGAACACCCUCUGCUCUAUAAGCCUUUUGAUCGUGAAGAGUUCCUCAAACAUUCAUUUAAUAAAGAAAAAGGCAAGAGAGAUGAUCAAUUUGCUUUGCGUAGUUACUGUGGUGUUUGAACUGUUAUUGAUAAUGCACCAUGAUUGUGUUGUGCAUUCAAAUGUUCCCUAAGACAAAUUACCAUGGACUUAAUAAAGAACAUUUAUAGUAA
Molecule: messenger RNA, 1286 nt
Organism: Lotus japonicus
Lineage: Eukaryota; Viridiplantae; Streptophyta; Magnoliopsida; Fabales; Fabaceae
Product: probable 2-oxoglutarate-dependent dioxygenase AOP1
Exons: 3
Coding region: 244-1194 (316 amino acids)
Molecular function (GO): dioxygenase activity
Source: RefSeq, a predicted model, not a curated record